Molecule: messenger RNA, 1270 nt
Organism: Prosopis cineraria
Lineage: Eukaryota; Viridiplantae; Streptophyta; Magnoliopsida; Fabales; Fabaceae
Product: RPM1-interacting protein 4-like
Exons: 4
Coding region: 256-1020 (254 amino acids)
Source: RefSeq, a predicted model, not a curated record
AGGGCGAAGAAACUCGGAAUUUACAGAGAGAAAGGAAGAAGGAAGAGAAUGGUCAAACAUUACCGGUGGCACCGGUCAAUGGUUGUAAAACCUCUUUCUAUGGUUCUUCCUCUCUCUCUCCUGUUGGGUCCUUCAAUUUUGUGGAGUGGCUUCUUGCGUUGAGUUGUCUCCGUGGUCUGGUCCGUAAAGCUUAAUUUCUUGACGAAUUAGUAGCUAAGAUUUCUGAGUUUCUUUCCAAGUUCAGCUUAGGAAGAAAUGGCGCAACGUUCUCACGUACCAAGAUUUGGCAAUUGGGAAAAUGAGGAUAAUGUUCCUUAUACGGCUUAUUUUGAGAAGGCACGAAAAGAUCGAACUGGCUCAAUGACGAAUCCAAAUGUUCCUGAGGGAAAUCCAGAUUCAGUUCAUGAUAAUUCAUCUUCAUCCAAUCUCCCACCUACUGAACCCAUGGUUAAUUCAGAGGAUCAAAGUGGAAAAGGAUCAGUGAGUCCAGCACUCGAGUUACAAAAGAGCAAGGAUGAUGCUGUUCCUAAGCCUUUUACAGACUCUCCAGCUAGUCAUGACAAUAUGGGAAAUAGAAGUGGCAAUGAGUCUACACAUCGUCGGGGAGUAGGUUCUGCUGACACUCGUCAAAAACCUGCAAGACAAAGUGCUGGACCCGAGUACAGCAUUGAACGUUCACCACUUCAUCGCCUGGCAAAGACCCCUGGCAGAGAUAGUCCCUCUUUGGAAGGCAAGAAUUCCUAUGACAGCAGCCAUGGUACCCCAGGGCGAUCCCGACUAAGAACACCUCAUCGAGGAGAUGAAUCUCCUGACAAAGCUGCCGCUGUUCCCAAAUUUGGGGAGUGGGAUGACAAUGACCCUGCAUCAGCUGAUGGCUUCACUCAACUUUUCAACAAAGUGAGGGAGGAGAAAGCUGGUUCCGGACAACCACCUGGCACGCCAACCCAGAGACCAUAUGCUGUCCGGAACCAAAAGACCAAUGAAAAAGGAAAGAGCUGCUGCUUUGGCUGGUGCAAAUAAUGAUUUCUGGAAAGAGAUGAGUUGGAUUCUGAACAGAGAGAAAAGUAGUGUUGUGAUUGAUCAUGAGGUUUGUGUAGUACUUGUAAAUAUCCAAGGCUCUCAUCCUGCGGCAAAACAUCAAUGAAGUGCAUUUAUCGGAACUACUUUGCGGUAACAUAUUGAAACCAGUUGUAUCUAUCAAAACCAAUAUAUAUAUGAUUUGGCGAAUAAAGACACUCAUCAAUCAGGCAAGAUUAUGAUUUUAUGCUUA